Molecule: messenger RNA, 6544 nt
Organism: Parus major (Great Tit)
Lineage: Eukaryota; Metazoa; Chordata; Aves; Passeriformes; Paridae
Gene: DISP1
Product: dispatched RND transporter family member 1
Exons: 10
Coding region: 412-5040 (1542 amino acids)
Cellular component (GO): membrane
Source: RefSeq, a predicted model, not a curated record
CAUUCCAGCACGACCUUCUAGCAGGCAAGAGGAUUUCUGCUUCAGUGCUGCAGUUCAUUAAAGAGUUGUAAGCAGAAAUGCUGGAAAAGUUUGCUGUGGGCAUGUGACGGGAGAUUUCUGAUAACCUCAAGGCUGCCUUCCAAAUGAUCUUAUUAAUUCUCCCCUAAUUCAGUGUGCUGCUGUUCCUGGAAACCUGUUUGGAAUGCUCUGAUGAUGUUUUUCACUUGCUUGAAGUACAUCAAAUGUAACACAUGAGCCUGAUUUCCAGCAGAGACUUCGGUCUGUGUGCCGUCAGCUGCUUCUCAAGAGUCUCACUCGUGGCUGGGGUUUAAAGUUCCAGCAUUGGUUUUCAAUAUUUUCCAAAGAUAGGAGCUUCUGUGGAACAUCACGUGUCCACUGAGAACUUGGAGCAUGGCUAUGAGCAACGCCAGUGACUCUGUGGUCCUGAGCAAUGGCAGCAUCUUGUCAAAUGCUGCUGGCCCAGGGGUUGUUGCAGCGAAUGACGGAGACAUCACGGUCCAGCAGCUCCCAUCCAAGGAAACACCAAGAACAAAACCAAGUCCAAAUGGCUGCCUGCAACUAAAUGGUACAAUCAAACCAUCCUUUCUGCCUUUAGACAACCAAAGAACUCAGCAGAUGUUGUCGCAAUGCUGCCACCCUUGUCCAUACCAUCAUUCUUUAAGUAGCCAUAAUAGCAAGCAAGAAUGUCAUUCAGUGGUUGGCAGCUCAGCACCAUCUCCUAUGACCUCGUGCUGCAUGCAGCCACACACUGAGUACUCAGCCUCUAUUUGCCAAAAACACACCCCUGUCUAUCAGCCUGCCUGCUGUCUUCAGCCCUCCCCAUCCUUCUGCCUUCACCAUCAGUGGCCUGACCAUUUCCAGCAUCAGCCUGUGCAGCAACACAUAGCCAGGAUAAGGCCAGCCAGACCAUUUAAGUUACCAAAAAGCUACGCCGCUCUCAUCGCCGACUGGCCCGUGGUGGUCCUGGGCAUGUGCACCGUGCUCAUAGUGGUGUGUGCACUCGUGGGAAUAUUAGUUCCAGAUCUUCCAGAUUUCUCUGAUCCACUGCUGGGUUUUGAGCCCAGAGGGACUGCCAUAGGACAGAGAUUGGUCACAUGGAACAACAUGGUGAAAAACACAGGGUACAAAGCCACACUUGCAAACUAUCCUUUCAAAUAUGCAGAUGAGCAAGCUAAAAGUCAUCAAGAUGACAGAUGGUCAGAUGAUCACUAUGAAAGAGAGAAGAGGCAAGCAGACUGGAACUUCCACAAGGAUACCUUUUUCUGUGAUAUUCCAAGUGAUCGCUAUUCACGAGUGGUGUUUACAUCAACAGAAGGAGAGAAUUUAUGGAAUUUGAAUGCAAUUAAGUCAAUGUGCAAUGUAGACAACUUGAGGAUCAGAUCCCAUUCCCAGUUUGGUGAUCUUUGCCAGAGAGCCACUGCUGCUUCAUGCUGUCCCAGCUGGACACUGGGAAACUAUAUUGCUAUUCUGAACAACAGGUCAUCGUGUCAGAAAAUUGUUGAACGGGAUGUGUCUCACACCCUGAAGCUGCUUCGCACUUGUGCCAAAUACUACUACAACGGGACCCUGGGGCCGGACUGCUGGGAUAUGAAUGCCAAGAGGAAGGACCAGCUCAAGUGUACAAACGUGCCUCGCAAAUGUACCAAGUACAAUGCUGUUUACCAGAUCCUUCACUACCUAGUGGACAAGGAUUUCCUAAGCCCAAAGACAGCUGACUAUGUCUUACCAGCUUUAAAAUACAGCAUGCUCUUCUCCCCGACUGAGAAAGGGGAAAGCAUGAUGAGUAUUUACCUAGAUAACUUUGAGAACUGGAACGCUUCUGAUGGUGUAACAACCGUCAUGGGAAUUGAGUUUGGAAUAAAACAUAGGUUGUUUCAAGAUUACUUGUUGAUGGAUACUGUGUAUCCUGCCAUAGCCAUUGUAAUUGUUCUGUUAGUUAUGUGUGUGUACACCAAGUCCAUGUUUAUCACGCUGAUGACUAUGUUUGCAAUAAUUAGUUCCUUGAUUAUUUCUUAUUUUCUCUAUCGGGUAGUAUUUAAUUUUGAGUUCUUUCCAUUCAUGAAUCUCACGGCAUUGAUUAUCCUUGUUGGGAUUGGAGCAGAUGAUGCUUUUGUUUUAUGUGAUGUUUGGAACUACACAAAGUUCGAUAAACCUCAUGCUGGAACCUCUGAGACAGUGAGCAUCACAUUGCAACAUGCUGCUCUUUCCAUGUUUGUCACGAGUUUUACAACCGCUGCUGCCUUCUAUGCUAAUUAUGUCAGCAAUAUCACAGCAAUCAGGUGUUUUGGUGUUUAUGCUGGCACUGCCAUUCUGGUGAAUUAUGUUUUGAUGGUAACGUGGCUGCCUGCUGUAGUUGUAUUACAUGAACGAUAUCUUCUCAAUAUUUUCAGUUGCUUUAAGAAACCUCAGCAGAGGGUAUACAACAACAAAAGCUGCUGGACAGUGUUGUGCCAAAUGUUCCACAAGAUUAUUUUUGCAGUCUCAGAGGCAUCCAGGAUAUUUUUUGAGAAAGUUUUGCCAUGCAUUGUUAUCAAAUUUCGGUAUAUUUGGCUUUUCUGGUUCCUUGCCUUAACAAUUGGUGGAGCAUAUAUCGUGUGUGUAAAUCCAAAGAUGAAACUGCCAUCGUUGGAGCUUUCUGAGUUUCAGGUAUUUAGGUCUUCUCACCCAUUUGAACGAUACGAUGCAGAAUACAAAAAACUCUUUAUGUUUGAACGUGUCCACCACGGAGAAGAGCUCCACAUGCCGAUUACAGUAAUCUGGGGUGUCACACCUGAGGAUAAUGGUGACCCUUUAAACCCUAAAAGCAAAGGAGAGCUGCAGCUAGAUACCAGUUUUAAUAUCGCUAGCCCAGCUUCACAGGUUUGGAUUUUACGUUUUUGUCAGAAGUUAAGAAAUCAAACCUUUUUUUAUCAGACGGAAGAACAAGACUUCACAAGCUGCUUCAUUGAAACAUUUAAACAGUGGAUGGAAAAUCAAGACUGUGAUGAGCCAUCACUUUACCCCUGCUGCAGCCACUGGAGCUUCCCAUACAAACAAGAAGUUUUUGAAUUAUGUAUCAAGAGAGCUAUAAUGGAGCUAGAAAGAAGCACAGGGUACCAUUUAGAUAGCAAAACCCCAGGGCCUCGCUUUGACCUUAAUGACACCAUCAGGGCAGUGGUGUUGGAGUUCCAAAGCACCUACCUCUUCACACUGGCUUAUGAGAAAAUGCAUCAGUUUUACAAAGAGGUGGACUCAUGGAUUUCAAAUGAGCUUAGUUCUGCUCCUGAAGGUCUUAGCAGUGGUUGGUUUGUAAGUAACCUUGAAUUUUACGAUCUUCAGGACAGUCUUUCUGAUGGUACUCUGAUUGCCAUGGGCCUUUCAGUUGCCGUGGCAUUUAGCGUAAUGCUUCUUACAACUUGGAAUAUAAUCAUAAGCCUUUAUGCAAUAGUUUCAAUAGCUGGAACUAUUUUUGUCACUGUAGGUUCUCUGGUUCUUCUUGGGUGGGAGCUGAACGUGUUGGAAUCUGUCACAAUCUCAGUGGCUGUUGGCUUGUCAGUGGACUUUGCUGUUCAUUAUGGAGUGGCUUAUCGCUUAGCCCCUGACCCUGACCGGGAGGGGAAAGUCAUUUUUUCUUUAAGCCGUAUGGGUUCUGCUAUUGCAAUGGCUGCCUUGACUACAUUUGUAGCUGGGGCAAUGAUGAUGCCCUCAACAGUGUUGGCAUACACUCAGCUUGGCACUUUCAUGAUGCUUAUAAUGUGCAUUAGCUGGGCUUUCGCAACCUUCUUCUUCCAGUGCAUGUGCCGAUGCCUUGGGCCCCAGGGCACUUGUGGCCAGAUCCCACUACCAAAAAAACUGCGGUGUAAUGCCUUCUCUCAGGCCUUUUCAGGAGCCCAAGGGGGCAGAAGCCAAAACAAAUCACAUCCUGUUAGCAAGUAUCAGCUGGACUCCAGGAGUCAGAAACCAGAAAUGGAGCAUGAGCACUAUGAGCUUGAACCUCUGGCAUCACAAACCAGAAUCUGUAACCCUGCAGAGAAAGUGACAUAUGAAGAAACUCAUAUCUGCUCAGAGCUCUUCAGCAGCAGGCCCCAAAACUCAUGUGUGCCUAUGCAUCCAGCCUAUAAUAGUGAAGUUAGUAAAGGCAUCAAAAAUGUUGCUAAUUCAGCUGUGCUGCAGACGUCUAUUGACCAACACACCGUAUGCCCAAUUUUCUCUCAGAACAGGCAGUGUAGCUGUCCUGAUGCAUAUAAGCAGGUGGCAGUGAAGUGGAGUCCACACUCCUGUCAGCAGUUAAGCGACACCUUCUGUUACCAGUGUUCUCCUUCCCCGGGGACCGUACAGAUCCAAAGCUCUGUAGCUCCCAUAAAUGCUUUACAGCAAGCUGCCGAGGGUUACGUGCAUCCAGUCCAGCAUGUCCUCCAUUGCAGCUGCCUUCAAGGAAGGCUCAAAAGAACGAUGACACAAAACUCUCUGCCUAAAAAUUUUUUUCUUCAGUCAGUGCAACAGUUCCAGGCACAUCAGAGAAUAAACAGAACAGAUACACAUGCUCAUCAAAACCCAGAGGAAAACGUGAGAACUGCUCCAAAGGUGAUGAGCUCCUCACAGUUCCUCUGCCGAAAUGCAGCACCUCUAAUAGUGCGUUGCUCUGAAUGUGAGAACAGCAUCUCAAAUAACCAAAAGGGAUUCUGUCAGCAGAUAGACAAGUGUGAUGAAAAGGGUGGUACAGAAGCGAACGGGGUGGAAAGCAAGAAAGCCUCUCUGUCAAAGCAGAAAAAGAAAGCUGAGGGCAAGAUAGAUCAGCGUUCUUUGCAGAAUGACCGAGUUUUGAAGGCUGACCAAAAUGAUAAAAAACACCUGCUGACCAGGUCAGGGAGAGAAGCUCGCUCCGAGGGUUGCCAUGAAAGUUCACAUUGUUGUGGUAAGGCAAUCGCAGUGAAGUGCAAUUCUGUUGACUGUCAAAUGCCAAACGUCGAAGCCAAUGUGCCUCCUAUGUUAAUGCGCCCAGAACUUUCCAAUGAAAGUUUGUUAAUAAAAACACUAUAAUAAACCUUUAAGUUGGCAAUCUUGCGUCUUUCUUUUGAAAGAAAGUUUAGAGCACUAGAAAGGAAAGUCCUGAAUAAAUAUGAAUUAUAAUUUGCCUUUUAGAAUGAAAAAUGUAUUUUAUAGAACAAUAGCAUUUAUACAUUUCAUAAAGCCAUUACAUGUAGUAAAACCUGAUGUUGUCCAGAAUGUUUUUUUGCUGUAACUCAUAAGGUGGAUUACACUUCAUUUAGGUUUUGUUCCAGGGCAUUAGUGUUGGAUUUCUCCUUAUAAACCAUCUCAAGAAAUAAACCAUUGCAAAGAAACUCUCCCUGUUCUGAAGCGAGGGCUUGUGAGAUCGAUAAUGUUAGGGGCAGACUGAGAUUGCCACAUUUCCUGAGUAUGUAAUUCACCUUUAUUCUGCUGCUGCCUUGGCAGGCUUCUGCACACCUUGAAACAGCAGCAGGACUAACUGUGUUCUUUCAGAAUUGUUUGACAGACCAACUCUCCAGGGUAGCCUGUUUGGGGAAUAUUUUUAACUAUUGAUCCUAACAAAAUCUUUAAAAAAUGCUCUUGGAGGCCUACAGCAUUUGCACUGCCUGUGCUGCAUUUCUGUGUAUAUAGUUCAGUAAAACAUUUUAAACUGCCUUCCUGGCAGUUAGUGUAUAGACUUUACCAUUACAUACCAGAGAAUACAGGUGGGAACAAUAGUCAGUGAACAUUAUUGACUUCUCAGUGAUGACAACAAAAAUACAGUUUAUGCAGCUGACAGGUGUAUGUAAAAUCAGGAGUUGUAAAAUUGGACAUGAAGUGCUUUGCAAUACUGAACUUUUUCCCACAGAGUUAAUCUGUGGAGAAAGGCGUAGUUAAUGCACAGGUUCUAGACUUACUGCCAACAGUAUCAGAUUAAGUCAACUCAAAAGGCUCAGAAACAUAAAUUAAAGUAUUGUGUUCUGAGUGUUCCUGUCUGGAGAAGUUCCAAGAUGAAGUUACAAAUACUGAACUAAACCGUGUAACCAAGACAUUGGAUUUUAGAUGUUGUAUCUGUGUAAGUACAGGGUUUAGUCACAUGAUAGCUGUGGGUAAUCAUGGGAAUACUUGCUGUUCUUAUCACUCAGGGAGAGUGGAUUUGAGACCUGGAACUGUGUAGUGUGUCAUAAUUUCUAUGUACCUUAAUGACAAAUCUCUCUUCAUUUCAUUGCUUGGUUAUGCUGAUGAUACUGAUUUAUGAGACACAGAAGAUAGAUUUCAUGGGCUGAUGUGAUAUCAGGUACUGGGUGUGUAAUGAAUCAUUGGAGAAAAAUCCUGGCUAAUUCUGACCGAGUGCUCACGUUGAGGGCAUGCAGAAGGUUCACAUCAUGCAACAAACCACUUUGGUUUGGCUGGGGGUAGUGAUGUUAGUGCUUAUAUGUCCCAGUGACUGGAAGAGGGUUGAAAUCUACAGAAAAACUGAAAUUACUUUAACACGGUUUAAGAACAGUAUAAUUCUUUCUUAGUUACAAAAUAAAACUCUGUUUUAGUUAUCUUG